AUGGUGCCGUCAGCCAAUUUACUUGGUUUUGCGGGCGGAGAGCUCGCGAAAAAGCUGCCCAAGGUGUUCGGUGUCCUGUUAGAGACGACACUGACAUCGGUCGUGGAGAUAGUCCUUUUCAUGGUUCUGCUCCACAAAGAUGAAGGAGGAAACCUUAUACCUGUAAUCCAGGCUGCUAUUUUGGGGUCUAUCUUGGCAAACCUCUUGCUCUGUUUAGGACUAUGUUUCUUUUUCGGAGGGCUUCGUCGCGAACAUCAGUCUUUCCAUGAGGCUGUAAGCGAAGUGGGCACGGGGCUCUUGCUGGUCGCGGGCUUUGGCCUACUGAUUCCAAGUGCCUUUCACUCGGCAUUGAGCGGAAGCCCGUCGAAUAUAAAUAUCUCACCAGAAGAGCUAUCACAUUCCACUCUGGUCAUCAGCCGGUCUACCUCUGUCAUCCUUCUUGUGGCUUUUCUGAUGUACUUGUUCUAUAAUCUGCGCAGCCAUCAUAGUAUAUUUGACGAAGUGCUUGAGUUGGAUGAACACCAAGACGAAGAUCGAGAGAAAGAACUCAAGCGAGCGAAGCUUACAUUAACUGAAUGUUUUCUAGCUAUUGUCAUAUCAUUGGUUUGUGUCUGCAUGUCGGCAGUGUUCCUGGUCCAAGAGAUUGAAAGCAUUGUUCACGAAAGAAACGUGUCGGACAAUUUCAUGGGCCUGAUUCUUGUUCCCCUGGUCGAAAAGGCAGCAGAACAUCUGACCGCCAUCGAUGAAGCCUGGGAUAACCAAAUUAAUUUCGCACUCUUCCAUUGCCUUGGUCCAUCAAUCCAGACGGCCUUUCUGAAUGCACCACUCGCAGUCCUAGUAGGUUGGGGCCUUGGCAAGGAUAUGGGCCUUAACUUUGAAAUAUUCAUGAUUGUUCUGGUAGUCCUGUCUAUCCUCGUUGUGGGUAAUUUCUUGCGUGACGGAAAGUCCAAUUAUCUUGAAGGAGGACUUUGCGUCUUGAUUUAUGUGAUCAUCGCUGUUACAACGUGGUAUUACCCCAAGGUCGAACCUCAGGGUAUCAAGUUGGCCCACCAUGAAGCAUAA
This is a messenger RNA of Aspergillus tanneri, 1062 nucleotides long. RefSeq names its product hydrogen/calcium exchanger domain-containing protein. The record is from RefSeq and is a predicted model, not a curated record. The transcript has 3 exons. Gene Ontology annotation, cellular component: fungal-type vacuole membrane. Gene Ontology annotation, biological process: calcium ion transmembrane transport; intracellular calcium ion homeostasis. The coding region runs from base 1 to 1062 and encodes 353 amino acids. NCBI's taxonomy places the organism in Eukaryota, Fungi, Ascomycota, Eurotiomycetes, Eurotiales, Aspergillaceae. Gene Ontology annotation, molecular function: calcium:proton antiporter activity.